AUGUCGGCAGACUUCUGGGCUAGCUAUAUCUCUGGGGCAUUGGGGAUAUUGGUGGGUAAUCGCCUCGAUGUCCUAAAGGUCGCCGCUCAAGCAGGCACUAGUGGUGUCGUUGCAGAACCGACACUGCAGCAUGACUCGAAUCAACGUCUUCAGAGAGUCACAGCAUUGUUCAGAGGAGCUGCCGCCCCCAUUCUAGGCUAUGGCGCAUUGAACUCUAUACUCUUCAUGACAUACAACCGGUCCCUGAAGUUGAUGGAUCCAAGCAUAUUUGACUACACAAAGCUGGCUGGCGUUGAUUUGAGCAAGAUUUGGGCGGCGGGCGCGAUUGGAGGACUCGCUACAUUUGUCGUCUCCGCACCGUCAGAGCUCAUAAAAUGCAGGGCCCAGCUUAUCGUGGAUGGACAAGGUUCUUCAUAUGGAGUAUUUAAAGAAAUAUGGAAAUAUGGUGGGCUUCGAGGGCUCUACUACGGAGGCACAAUCACUGCUGUUCGAGAUGCCGUGGGAUAUGGCUGGUAUUUUUGGUCGUACGAGCUAACUAAGCGAUUACUUCUUUCUCGACAAGCCGAUCCAUUCGCUUCUCCUACUGCUGCAGAAGUUCUAAUCAGUGGCGGUAUUGCCGGAGUCGUCACCUGGGUAUCCAUCUAUCCUCUGGAUAUCAUCAAAACCCGUCUCCAGACGCAGGCUUCCCCAGCCACAGAGUGCCAAAGGCUUCUUCCGGGAGCCAACACGGCGGGCGCCCAAGCGAAGACAAGUUUGACCAUCGCUCGGGACAUUUGGCAAAUCUCCGGAAUGGGCGGCUUCUAUCGCGGAAUUGGCAUCUGUAGUUUGAGAGCGUUCAUCGUGAAUGCAGUCCAGGUAGGCCGCUCUCUGGUCCCAUCAUCAUCCCCUACUAACCUUCGAUAG
Molecule: messenger RNA, 903 nt
Organism: Fonsecaea monophora
Lineage: Eukaryota; Fungi; Ascomycota; Eurotiomycetes; Chaetothyriales; Herpotrichiellaceae
Exons: 1
Coding region: 1-903 (300 amino acids)
Biological process (GO): transport
Molecular function (GO): transmembrane transporter activity
Source: RefSeq, a predicted model, not a curated record